Molecule: messenger RNA, 1652 nt
Organism: Aspergillus homomorphus CBS 101889
Lineage: Eukaryota; Fungi; Ascomycota; Eurotiomycetes; Eurotiales; Aspergillaceae
Exons: 7
Coding region: 273-1283 (336 amino acids)
Source: RefSeq, a predicted model, not a curated record
CCCCAUUAUUGCAUCACCCUCUCUCUCUCUCUGUCUACUCUCUCUCUUCGCUCUUCCUCUUCUUUUUCCCUCUUCAUCUUCUUCCUCUCCCCCGCGCCCACUCAUCUAUAUUAUCUCAAUCCUCUCUAAUCCUCUUCUCUCUGCGCUUACUGCAGUCUCAUCCAUUUCAUUCCCCGUGGUAUUCUUAAUCUCGGACACCUCUCUGGGUUUUCCCCUGACAAUCCACCUUCCUCCUUAUCUUUCCAGCUUUCCGACCACACACAACUUUCGUCAUGGCUACUGAUUUGAAUUAUCCCAACGUGAACGGCCAUGGUACUACUACCAAUGGACCUCUUACCGACAACAUCAAAUCCGAGGCGUCCCGCACUAGUCAAGAGUUGCGCGAGCUGAGAAACGCAGCAGUGACCCCCUCCACCACCGCUGCGACCGGUCAGCCUCUGACCUACUACCACUCCCUGCUGUACAGCCUUUUGAGCUGGGAGCAACCCCGAGCCACCGCCGUCUCCUUCAUCAGCGUUGUCGCUUUCAUCUUUGCCGCCCGUUACCUUCCUCUCCUCCGAUGGUUCUUCAAGUUCAUCUAUGUGAUUCUGGGCUUCACCGCUCUCGCCGAGCUGGGUGGUCAACUCGCCCUGAAGCAGAGUGUCGUCGGUUCUUUCCGCCCUCGCAGAUACUACACUGUGCCCAAGGAGACCGUUGAAGCUGUGCUGGAGGACCUUGAGCAGCUCGUUGACUUUGUCCUGAUCGAGUUCCAGCGCGUUCUGUUCGCCGAGAACCUGGUUCACACCAUUGCUGCUUUCCUUGCCGCAUUCUCCGCCUACUGGUUGAUCAAAUUCCUUCCCUUCUGGGGUCUCUCUCUGAUCACCGUUACCAUCGCCUACCUGGGCCCGCUGGUCUACAUCAACAACCGCGAGGUCAUUGAUGCCCAGAUCGAGCAACUCCAGGAGAUGGUGAACAGCCAGGCCCAUCAGCUGAAGGACAUCGCCGAAGAGCGCACCGCCCACGCGACGGGCAUCGUCAAGCAGUACGUUGAGGACUACAGCGCCAAGGCCCAGGGACUCGUGCACCGCCGCUCUGCAUCGCGCUCCACGACCCCCGAGGUGGCCAAGGUCGCCAGCCCCGUCAUCAAGAAGGAGCCCGAGACCGAGCCCGAGAUCAAGACCACUGACUUCCCCGAGGCCCCGAAGGAGGAGCCCGUGGCCCCCGUGGCGGUCGCAUCUGUGGUGGACUCAAUUGAACAGCAGCCUGCCACCGAGGCGGAAGAGAAGGAGCCUCUUCUGGCCUAGAGGACGAGUUUGAGACGAGUUUGAACUAGUUGUUAUAUUUGGGCCAAAAUUGAUAGCUCGCUCAGGCCAGGGGAGGUAGGUGAUUCUUGCGGGCAGCUGUGGUGCAAAUGCGCGGCUGACCAAGGAUGAGUGGUGCGUACGCGAUUGCGCGGUGUGUACGAUGGCAAAAGCAAAACCUCGUUCGCUGUGGUGUGAGUAACGGAGACUUUUUUCUUUUUCUGUUCUUUUCUUCUUUUUCUUCUCUUGCUCGCAGGCCGAUUGUGGAGUACAUUAUCUGCUUGGGUUGUCACUUAUAUUUUAUGCUUCGUAUGACAUUGCUUUCCUUCAUCGGUUUUUAAUUUGAAGAGGGUAGACUGCCUGAAAGGUUCA